Molecule: messenger RNA, 666 nt
Organism: Scutellospora calospora
Lineage: Eukaryota; Fungi; Glomeromycota; Glomeromycetes; Diversisporales; Gigasporaceae
Source: the annotation of a GenBank genome assembly
CAACUGAGUUUAUUAAAUGAAUUUAACAACCAAGACUCUGAAGAGCAACUGAGUUUAUUAAGUCAAAUUUUAAAUAAAUUAAACGACAAAGAUCAUGAAGAAGUCUGGAUCAAUAUCAAUUCAAUAUUAGAAAGAAUUUUUGGUUAUGAUCAAAUCUUUAAAUCAUCAAAUAAUGAUGAAAAACACAUUGGCACUUUAAAUAAUGAUCAAACCCUUCCAUCAACUCAAAGAGUAGUAUCAGCAAACAAAGUUAGCUCAGGCAAUUUAAAUGAUCAAACCCUUUCAUUGAUUCAAAGAUUAAGAGAAAAAAUAAAUACUUCAAAUAACGAUGUAAUUGAGUCCAAUGUAGAUAAAGAAUCGAAUAUUGAGACAAUAAAACAAAACCUAGUCGAAUAUAAUAAGUUUGGAAAGAAUAAGAAGAUAGAAAAGUUAAAACAUUUCAUUAGUGUUAAACAUCACUAUAACAAUCUGUGUCAUGUAGCUACUCAAGAAACUCCCCCUGAAUCUAAUUCCCUAAAUAACAAACAAAAAGCAUUUGUGAAUAUUCUUUUUGGCAAAAAUCUGCCCCAAAAAUUCUCAGAAGGUUUAUUUCCCGCUUCAUCAGUUCUACCAUUAAUAUAUCUGAAAAAUAUGAAAGAAAUAUAUGGAAUGCACUUAAUCUUCUAG